Molecule: messenger RNA, 3627 nt
Organism: Medicago truncatula (barrel medic)
Lineage: Eukaryota; Viridiplantae; Streptophyta; Magnoliopsida; Fabales; Fabaceae
Product: structural maintenance of chromosomes protein 1
Exons: 2
Coding region: 1-3627 (1208 amino acids)
Biological process (GO): sister chromatid cohesion
Cellular component (GO): cohesin complex; chromosome; nucleus
Molecular function (GO): protein binding; DNA binding; ATP binding
Source: RefSeq, a predicted model, not a curated record
AUGUCACUGGGGAAAAUUCACCGUCUGGAGAUAGAGAAUUUCAAGUCAUACAAAGGUUCCCAAAUCAUCGGUCCCUUCGCCGGCUUCACAGCCAUCAUCGGCCCUAAUGGCGCCGGUAAAUCAAACCUAAUGGACGCUAUCUGCUUCGUUCUUGGCGUUAGAACCUUUCACCUCCGUGGUUCUCAACUAACGGAUCUUAUCUACGAUGACAGCGAGAAACAGAAGAACGAACGUUCUGCCUUAGUUCGAUUGAUUUAUCAACUCGCAGACAAAUCUGAGAUUCAAUUUGCAAGAACCAUCACUGCCACAGGCGCAAGUCAGUACUUUAUCGACGACAAUGUGGUUACCUGGGAUGUCUACAAUGCUAAACUCAUAUCCCUUGACAUUCUUGUCAAAGCUCGGAAUUUCUUGGUCUUUCAGGGUUAUGUGGAAUCCAUAGCAUCGAAAAAUCCAAAGGAACUUACUUUACUCUUCGAACAGAUAUCUGGCUCGGAUCAAUUCAAGAGAGAGUACGACAAGUUGGAAGAUGAAAAAAAUUCUGCAGAGGAGAAAAUGGCGCUUGUUUAUCAGAAGAAAAAGACUAUUUUGAUGGAGAAAAAGAAGAAGAAAGAACAAAAGAAAAAGGCAGAGGAACAUCUUCGGUUGCAAGACGAAUUGAAAUCUAAGAAAGAGGAACAUUUCUUGUGGAAGUUGUUCAAUAUAGAGAAUGAUUUUGCUAAAACCACUGAGGAACUUGAAGUUGAUAAAACAAGUUGUGAAGGUGUUGGUAAAGAGGUAGAAAAAUUUGAACAUGAAGCCAAUGAAAAGGAAAAAGAGCUAGCCAAUUGUGUUGAAGAGAUUAAGCUACUUGAGGAGAAAAUAACUGAGAUAAGCAACAAACUUGAUGACAAGACUCGACCCGAUGUUAUCAAGUUAAAGGAGAAAAUAUCUCGUAUCAAUUUGAAAAUUGAAAAGGUGAAGAAGGAGCUCUGCAAAAAAGGUGAAGAACGAAAGAGGCAUGCUAAUGAUAUAGCAAUGUUAAAGAGAAGUAUCUGGGAUCUUGAGGCGAAAAAGGAUGACCUACAGGAAAAGGGUCGAAAUGUUGGUGGUCAGAUUAAGUUAGAUGGCAAUGACUUGGAAGAAUAUAGUAGAAUAAAAGAGGAAGUUAGGAUAAAAACUGCAAAUCUUAGAGAGAAAAAAGAACUUCUUGAUGGGCAGCAACGUGGUGAUAGUGAAGCUCAAACUAAUUUGGAAGAAACUCUUCAACAAUUAAAAAACCGGGAGUCGGAGCUGGAUUCAAAGGAAAAACAGAUGCGAGAAAGGCUUGAUAAUUUUGCAAAGAAUAAGGAUGACCUGGAAAACACGAAGAGAGAGCUGUGUCUGUUGCAGGAAAAGCAAAGUGAUUUCAAGCGAGAAUAUCAUAACUUGAAGAAAAAAAUUGGUGAUGUAGUAAAUGAACUACACGAAUUAAAAUCUGAUAGAUAUGAAAACGAGAGAGAUGCUAAGUUUGCUGAUACUGUGGCGACUCUAAAACGCUUGUUUCAAGGAGUCCAUGGUCGCAUGACUGAUAUUUGUAGACCAACACAGAAGAAGUAUAAUCUAGCCGUUACCGUUGCAAUGGGUAAAUUAAUGGAUGCAAUUGUUGUUGAGGAUGAAAAUACCGCGAAGGAAUGCAUCAGACAUUUAAAAGAGCUGCGGUUUCCUCCCCAGACAUUUAUUCCUUUACAGUCUAUUCGUGUGAAUCUAAUAAUCGAAAGAUUACGCUCGUUAGGGGGUACCACAAAACUGGUUUUUGAUGUGAUUCAGUUUGAUCCUUCCUUGGAGAGGGCAAUUCUCUUUGCUGUUGGGAACACUCUUGUUUGUGAAGAUCUUGAGGAGGCCAAAAUUUUAAGCUGGACUGGUGAGAGGUUAAAAGUUGUGACUGUGGACGGAAUUCUUCUGACAAAAUCUGGCACAAUGACUGGUGGCACUAGUGGUGGAAUGGAAGCAAGGUCAAAAAAGUGGGAUGCCAAGAAAUUUGAAGAAUCUUCCCAGAAGAAAGAGAAGUAUGAAUCGAAGUUGGAAGAGCUAGGAUCAAUUAGAGAUAUGCAUCAUAUUAAAGUGUCUGAAGUAGAGGAAAAAAUUAGCGAACUCAAGAAGAAAGCUCAAUAUGCUGAGAUUGAAAAGCAAUGCAUUGAAAAGAAGCUUCCAACAUUGAGCGAUGAAAAGGGGACUAUCAAAAAACAAAUUGAACGAGUUAGUCCAGAACUGAUCAAGUUAAGAGCUGCUGUUGAAAAGAGAAAUGCAGAAAUACGCGAGCUUGAGAAGAGUAUAAAUGAAAUCACCGAUGAGAUAUACAAAGACUUCAGCAAGUCAGUUGGGGUUGCAAACAUUCGCGAGUAUGAAGAAACUCAACUCAAGGCUUCUCAAAAUGCAGCAGAGGAGAGACUGAACCUGAGUAGCCAACUUUCAAAAUUAAAAUAUCAGUUGGAGUAUGAGCAAAAUCGGGACAUGAGUUCUCGAAUUCAAGAAUUGGAAUCUUCACUGAGUGCUUUAAAGAAUGAUUUAAAGGGGCUACAGAACAAAGAGGCCGAAGCAAAGUUAGCAGCGGAGAAUGCUAAUAAAGAGAUCAGUCAGUUGAAGGGUGAAUAUGAAAAGUGGAAAUCCAAGUCAGAGGAUUGUGAAAAGGAAAUUCAGGAACUGAAGAAGAGGGCUUCUGCAGCCAAAACAAACUUAUCCAAACUUAAUCAUCAGAUUAAGUCAAAGGAGGAACAGAUUGAGAAGUUAAUGGGGAAAAAGCAGGAAAUACAAGAAAAGUGUAAGCUGGAGCAGAUUAACCUUCCAAUCAUAUCAGAUCCUAUGGAUACCGAUAGCUCAACAGGUCCAGUUUUUGACUUUGAUGAGCUCAGUAGGACACUGAGAAAUAGGAGACACUGUGACAGGGAUAAAAUAGAGGUAGAAUACAAGAAAAACAUGGAUGCGUUGAUGUCUAAGAUCGAAAGUACAGCGCCAAAUUUGAAGGCAUUGAAACAGUAUGAUGCCCUGGAUGAAAAAGAAAGACUUAUAACUGAAGAGUUUGAGGCUGUCAUGAAAGAAGAGAAGGAAAGAACAGAUAGUUUCAAUGCGAUUAAGCAGGAGAGAUAUAAUUUGUUCAUGGGUGCUUUCAACCGUAUAUCUGGUAACAUAGAUAAAAUCUACAAACAACUUACAAAGAGCAACACACAUCUUUUUGGUGGAACAGCAUACCUAUAUUUGGAAAAUGAAGACGAUCCAUUUCAACAUGGCAUCAAGUACACUGCCAUGCCUCCCACAAAGGCAUUCUUCGAUAUGGAUCAACUUUCUGGUGGCGAAAAGACGAUUUCUGCGCUUGCGUUGAUAUUCUCCAUUCAUAGUUAUAAGCCUUCACCAUUUUUCAUACUUGAUGAAGUUGAUGCUGCAUUGGACAACUUGAAUGUUGCGAAAGUUGCUAGCUUUAUUCGUUCAAAAUCUUGUGAAGGAGCGAGGGCUAAUCAAGAUACCAAUGAUGGAAAGGGUUUUCAGAUAAUUCAAAUAUCACAGAAAAAUCACUUCUAUGACAAAGCUGAAGUGUUAGUCGGGGUUUGCAGAGACUCUAAAAGUGGCAGUUCGAGAACUCUCUCGCUUGAUCUCACUAAAUACCGGGAGUCCUAA